CAUGAGAAUGACGAAACCCACGUGGCAACAUUGGCACCAUUCUCAAAGGUCAAAAAAAUCCCCUGCAUUUGUAUUAGCCUAACACGGAAAUCCACAAAGGUUUUGGUGUGCAGGAAAAAUGGCAGAAGAGAAAGUAGUUCGAUUUGGAAUUCUGGGAUGUGCAGGUAUAGCCAGAAAAUAUGUGAGAGCAAUUGGGAUGACGCCCAGUUCCUCAGUGUAUGCAGUUGCCAGCAGAUCAGUUGACAAGGCCAAGGCCUUUGCCUCUGCUAACAACUUACCUCCAGAAGUAAAGACAUAUGGAAGCUAUGAACAGCUUUUGGAUGAUCCCUGUGUGGAUGCAGUCUACAUUCCCCUGCCUACAUCCUUACAUCUCGAAUGGGCUCUCAAGGCUGUCCACAAGAAGAAACAUAUUCUUCUGGAGAAGCCCCCUGCACUUUGUGUUGAAGAUUUUGACACCAUCAUAGAGGCCUGUAGUAAUAAUGAAGUCCAGUUCAUGGAUGGCACAAUGUGGAUGCACCACCCUAGAACUCCCAAAAUGAAGGCGUUUCUUCAAGAUCCAGACCUCUUUGGAGACCUUAAGUCGGUCCACAGUUCUUUCUCGUUUGCGGGUUCUGGUAAGUUCUUUGAAGAGGACAUCCGGGUUAAGCCAGAUUUGGAUGCACAUGGUGCAUUGGGUGAUGUUGGAUGGUAUUGCAUUAGGGCAAUUUUAUGGGCUAAUGAUUAUGAAAUGCCUCAAAGUGUGAUUGCACAUCCCAGGCCUGUUUUGAAUGAAGGUGGAGUGAUUACAUCUUGCGGGGCUACUUUCUCUUGGCAAGAUGGAAGGGUAGCAACCUUUUAUUGUUCAUUUCACUCUCCUCUGACUAUGGACUUAAGUGUCCAUGGGUCUAAAGGAAUUCUGAAGCUUCAUGAUUUUGUGAUUCCCUAUGAGGAGAACUCUGCAUCAUUCUUCUCCUCCACAAACACCCAGUUUGGAGAAAUGGACACUGUUUGGGGCCCCAGACCCAAUGAGCACACAGUUACAGUAGAGUUUCCUCAGGAAAUUUUUAUGCUUCAAGAAUUUGCGAGGCUGGUUAACAGAAUCCGAAAUUCUGGAGGAAAGCCUGAUUCUCAAUGGUCCUCCAUCAGCAGGAAAACACAGAUAGUCCUGAAUGCUAUAAAAACAUCUAUACAGGAAGGCUUGAUUUCUGUUACACUGUGAAGUAUAUAAUGAACUUUUACACUACAAGGUCUCUUCUUAUAAUAAAAACAAAAACCAUUAUUUUGAAAUUUCUGUUUAGUAAUAUGAGCACUUCUUCAUUGUCUAUAAGAACCAUGUUUUGAAAUUUCUGUUUAGUAAUAUGAGCACUUCUUCAUUGUCUA
Molecule: messenger RNA, 1359 nt
Organism: Cryptomeria japonica (Japanese cedar)
Lineage: Eukaryota; Viridiplantae; Streptophyta; Pinopsida; Cupressales; Cupressaceae
Exons: 2
Coding region: 119-1198 (359 amino acids)
Molecular function (GO): nucleotide binding
Source: RefSeq, a predicted model, not a curated record